UGUUUGCCGGGAAGAGCGUGUCAGUGUGAUGGAGCAGACGAGGGCAUUCGUUAUGAGACUGAAAAUGAAGGAGAAACCAGCCCAGCUCGUCGUCAUCUGUUUUCUGCUGUUCAUUGACGGUUUUGUAGCAGUGUUGAAUUGCAGCAGCCCAACCCGUAAAGCCUUGUACCAUGCACUUGAAAAGGAAUUACUCCCUAUUAAAGGGGUGCUUCCUAGGAACAACUUCACAGAGUCACUUGAAGUCACCAUCAGUAUCACUGUGGUGGGACUUUUAGGAGUGGAUGAAAAGGCCCAAACCAUGACGAUAGUAAUAUGGCAAAUCCUGGAGUGGCAAAUAGAAGGACUGAGUUGGGAUAAAGACAAAUGUGGAGCUGAAAGACUCUCUAUCCCUCGGGAAAUGCUAUGGGUCCCUGAUGUGCAGAUUGGAGAGUUCAUGGAUGAGGAUAUUUCUCCUAAAACUCCCUAUGUCUACUUACACAACACAGGUUACGUAUAUGAUGAUAAACCGCUUAGAGUGGUCAGCUCGUGCAGAUUAGAAAUCUACUCUUUCCCAUUCGAUGUCCAAAACUGCUCGCUGACCUUUGGAGCAUACGUCCAUUUUGCUUCAGACAUACAGAUGAUUCAAGGUGCCACAGCUGAAGAGAUCCUGGAGGAGUCCAGACAAGUGAUCGCGACCAAUGGGGAGUGGGAGCUCGUAGGCCUCAGCGUAACUCCAUUUACACUGGCCUUACAGGAGAGCUACUCUGAAGUCAGAUACGAUAUCGUCAUCAGACGCAGACCGACCAUCUACGUGGUGAACCUGCUGAUCCCGAGCUGCUUCCUCGUCACAGUGGACCUCUUCAGCUUUUUUCUGCCCCCCCAUAGUGUGGACCGGGGCUCCUUCAAGAUGACGCUCAUCCUGGGAUACACAGUGUUCCUCCUCAUCAUGAAUGAUCUGCUGCCUGUCACCGGGGAAACAACACCUCUCAUCAAUGUUUUCUUCUGCCUCAGCCUGGCUCUGAUGGUGGCCAGCCUGUUGGAGACGGUGUUUAUCACUAAUAUCCAGUUCAGCUCAAGUCAGUACAGUGCCGUGCCAAAGUGGCUCAGCAUCCUCGUGCUGCAAUAUAUUGCUGUUGUAGUUUGUCUCCCACCAAAGAAAAAGAGCAACAGAGUCACCGUCUUCCUUAACCAAAAUACAAGAGAACCAGCAAUGGAUCCAAACAUCAGCAGCGUCUCAAGGAGUGAGACUUUCUCUAGUGAUGAAACUUCAGUGAAACCCCCUCCGACUCCCCCGAUCCCCCUGCUCCCCUCAGCCCACCCAGAGCCGGCCCUCGAUGAGCUGAAGAGGCUGAGCAGAGACCUCACAGCCAUACGCCUGCAGAUAGACAAUCACUUCAAGGGGACCAAUUCCUCGCAGGAGUGGCAGAUGAUCGGGAUGGUCAUGGAUCGUCUUCUGUUCUGGUUGUACAUCAUCUUCAUCAUCGCCAGCUUCAUCACCAUCAUCUGUAUCUGGAUCUGGAACAAUUCCUAUUCAGUAUGAUUAUGAUAAAGGGUUAAAAGACUGAUCGGAAUACAGACAAUGUUGAUCAUCAACAAGAGAAGCUACAGUAAUUUAACCUAUUCAAACACACACUGAUCAGCAUUUUAUCCUGAGACAUUGAACAUGUUGAUUAACUCUCUCAUGGUAUGCAAUGUGACUUUUCACUUAUUGGAAAAGUUUGCUGGAGUUCUAAUGCCACAGAAAUAUUUGUUAAGUUUAUAUAAAGCAGGGUGGGAUGGGAUUUACAUGACUUAAAUUCUACUUGCACUGAAUACUUCCAUGCUGUGUCAAUCAAAACGGUUCCAGAGGUUGAAACUUUCUGAUGUAAAAAAAAAAACGUAUUAUAAAGUAUACCAUGUUUACCAUCUACGUUUUACCUUAUGCAUGCUAAUAUUUUCUAUAUAUUCAAAUCAUGUUGCAGUCCUCCAUCAGCCCGUUGAAGUUUAUUUCAACAAUAAUGACCGGCGGCCACUUAUAAAACCACUUAUUUACUUUGAAAGUCUUACAGUAUUUAAACAUAAAGUCUGAUAGAGUUUAGAAUGUUUUUGGCUGUAAUAUCUGUUUUACACCCAAGAGCAAAUGAAAAUCAAUCGCACACAAAGUGCACAAAAAAACAUGCUCAUCUCACCGCGGCCGUCCAAAAAACCGACCAUUGUAGCAUAUCAAAAUGACAUCCUAUUGACUUUAUCCUAUAGGAAACAUUUAUGGGAUAAAGUCAUAUUGUCCUGGGAUUAGAUACUGCUAUUAGACUCGUUUGAGAUUUUAACUGUUCUGUGCUGUAAAUCUGAUAUUUGAAACUGCUUGAGGCUUUUUUUUUUUAUUACAGAUUAAAAGCAAAGAUGAGCAUAUAUUUCGACUACGCAGUACAGAGAGACAAGAACGGUCUGUGGCUCCCAAAGGAGGAGGUGUGGAAAAAUAAAACGCUUGGCUGGUUAUCAGAGCUGUGGGACAACAAGUCCUGUGAUGUCCUGGUUGUGUUUAAGAUGUAGAUACAAUAUCACAUAGUUCAGGGGGUAGUUCUGCAUUUAUUUACAGCAUUCAUGAGGACCACAAACUUACUCACGAGCAGGUGAUUGUGAAGGCCCCUACAAUAAAGGAGUACAAUUUUAAGGGUGAGAUAAGAUUUGAGAAGAAAUGGAGAAGCAAAGUUUUUGACUGCAUUAAGUGGCAUACCAAUCAUUUGCACCCGUUUGAAUCCCUGUAUACUGUGGGCUGCUUCUCUUAAUAACUUUAAUAUAAAUCACAAAACCUUCUGGUCUUGUUCAGCAGCUGUGCUUCAAAGGCUAACUGUAACCUUAAAUCUUAAUUGGUUAUAAUGUAUCAUGGACCAGUCAAUCAGUGGAUUACAAAGAAACUCUACUGAAAUACUCACCAUAUCACCAGUGGCCAUUCUAGAGACUAUUGUCUAAAAUCAGUUUCAGCAUUCAGCAUGGCAAUGAAAGUGAAUGCUGUCAAAUGGGGCCCCCUUAAGGAGGUUUCCGACUGUCACUGCAAAAUUUGCACAUUAUGGGUCGCUAUAUUAGUUUUAAUUUUGUCAGCCCCCUAUUGGUCUGGGGCCCCCUAUUGGUCUGGGGCCCCAAGCAGUUGCCUGCCUUGCCUGUUGACAAGCAGCGCCUCUAGGUGGUGCUAUUGCUUGUUCAGUUUUUGUACAUCGUCAGCUUUAUGGAAAGAUUGUAAAAAGUGAGAUCUUUUUAUUAAAAGUGUUUAUUUACUGUU
Labrus mixtus (cuckoo wrasse) is the source of this 3235-nucleotide messenger RNA. RefSeq names its product 5-hydroxytryptamine receptor 3A-like. Lineage: Eukaryota; Metazoa; Chordata; Actinopteri; Labriformes; Labridae. The record is from RefSeq and is a predicted model, not a curated record. Gene Ontology annotation, biological process: signal transduction; monoatomic ion transmembrane transport; chemical synaptic transmission. Bases 29 to 1519 code for a protein of 496 amino acids. The transcript has 9 exons. Gene Ontology annotation, cellular component: membrane; synapse; neuron projection. Gene Ontology annotation, molecular function: extracellular ligand-gated monoatomic ion channel activity; transmembrane signaling receptor activity; neurotransmitter receptor activity.